Messenger RNA from Mya arenaria, 1587 nucleotides. RefSeq names its product GTPase IMAP family member 9-like. The transcript has 2 exons. The record is from RefSeq and is a predicted model, not a curated record. Lineage: Eukaryota; Metazoa; Mollusca; Bivalvia; Myida; Myidae. Gene Ontology annotation, molecular function: GTP binding. Bases 270 to 1169 code for a protein of 299 amino acids.
UUACAAGAAAAACAAACGUAAUGGCGAACUCGGCGAUAUUUAGCCGAUAGUGUGGUAUUUAAUCGGACUCCUGCUACUUUUUGGAAUAACAGGGUAAAGAAUGAUUUUAUCCAACUGAGGCCACAUUCAACUAAUUAAAGUAAGCCAGAGAUCUAUUGGAAUCUGCAUCAAACUUUCAAGUUUCUGUGGAUUGUAUAACCAUUUCGUCAUCGUUAUAUGUAUUUGAUGUUGACGGCACAGUAAAGUCAAUCUGAUUUUGAAAUUUAAACAUGAGUGAUACAGUUCUUGAAAGGCGAGUUAUUUUAAUUGGGAAAACCGGAAGUGGUAAAAGUUCUACCGGAAAUACACUUUUGAGGACGAAGAAUUUUUCAGCAAAAAGAGGUUUCAAAGCUGGAACAAACCAAUGUUUUGUUGAGACAGGGAAUGUGGAAUUCGGACAUUUAAAUUAUGAAUACACUGUUGUUGACACACCGGGGCUGUUUGACACAGAAACGCAGCUUGCUGAGACGGCGCUAACGAUUCAGUCUUCAACUACGACAUAUUGCCCAAACCCGCAUGCCUUUCUUCUCGUUUUCACAGACGACCGAUUUACCCUCGAAGACAACCAUACUGUGGAUAUGUUGCGAGUCAUUUUUGGCGACAAGAUAUGGGAGCAUAGUAUAGUUGUGAUAACGCAUGGGGACAAUUUCGAUUCAGAUGAAGAAUUACUGACACUAGUACGUGAACACACAGCCCUUUCUGAAAUUGUCGAGAAGUGCGGAAACAGACUUGUUAGAAUUGAAAAUGAUGCAACUCAUACAAAACCUGCGCCGGAGAAAAUAUUCAAAACUAUUGAAUUAUUAUGUAAGAAUGGUUCUCACCGUUAUUCUUAUGCAUACAAAAAUUGUCACGAAAAAGAGUUGAGAGAUCACCUCUCCAAUUAUAAAGGGUCUCUUGACAUCGCAUCUCAGCUUGAGGCACUCAACAAAAGCAUCGGAAGGUGGGUACCUGGCUGGAAAUCGGUCUGUUUAGUUGCCGCCAGCGGAGCUGCUGGGUAUUUGAUUGCAACAGGCGCUGUAGCAGGGGCCGCGGCAGGCGCAACUGCAUGGGUUACCGCUAAUGCAGCUUCUGUGGCAUCCUUCGUAGGGGGUGCUUUAUUUGGUGCACUUCCAAAAUUCAAAUUCCGCUAACGAUAUUAAUAUGCAUAUAUAAAUUGUUACAAUACUAAACAUUGCAGACGAACUGCGUUGGUGUCACCACCUAGUUUUGUUUCAUAAUUUAAAAGCUGUAAACAUAUUAUAAAGAAGACACUACAAUCUCUAAGCAUUAUCAAACAGGGAUAAAAAAAGAAAUAACUCCGCAUGAAUCCUUUAUUAAAAGUGUCUUCCAUUGUUAAUGGCAUAAAAAAAAGUUGUUUGGACACCUUAAGCAAUUGAAGAUUGAUGCGAACUUUCGAAGAAGCAGCUGAAUGUUAACAAAAGUUCGAUACGUAUAACUCAGUUUUAUUUGGGGAUCAUAGUUGUAUGUUUUAAUUGCAUGUCAAUAAACCAUUAACACCGUUCAGUAAUCUAAUUUGAAACUGGAACUUAUUAUUUUUGAGAUUCAUUU